Messenger RNA from Leptopilina heterotoma, 3874 nucleotides. Its product is annotated as transcription factor IIIA-like. Gene Ontology annotation, cellular component: nucleus. Gene Ontology annotation, biological process: regulation of transcription by RNA polymerase II. Lineage: Eukaryota; Metazoa; Arthropoda; Insecta; Hymenoptera; Figitidae. The transcript has 5 exons. The record is from RefSeq and is a predicted model, not a curated record. Bases 327 to 1463 code for a protein of 378 amino acids.
UAAUGUUGAUGCCGGCCUUCGUCUUCAACAGCAUCCCCAAUAUUCAAGUGAUAAAUAAAAUUUUUAAUCAUUUUUGCUUAUCCCUUGUCACCGAUUUCUCAUAUAUACAAAACACAAGUUGUCUCCUUGAAUAAUUCACAAUAUUUUAUUCUUUCAAUCAAAUAAAAUACGUCUAUAGAAAUUUUUAACUAAGCUUUAGAGAAUUUGUUGUGUUCGGUGAAAAUGACGCCUCCUUUAGGCCUAUUCGAUUAUAGCUUUAGAGGUUAUGUGAGUUGUUGACUUUUUUAUUAAGUGUAAAAUUUGAGACAAAAAGAAAAGUUUAAAUAAUGGGUCAGGGUACAGAAUCGUGCACUGAUAGACCCAGUGAGGUUAGUGUUAUCAGAUUCGUGUCUAGGAAUCGUACCAUUGAAGAAAUUGUUCCAAAAAAGGUAUUUGUACUUCAUAAUGAUUGCAGUUGGCUUGCUGUAGUACAUACACAUCUCCAUCUUUUCCUGGAUAAAAAUGAAGUUUACGAAUGUAAGCAACGUGGAUGUGGAAAGAUUUUUACAAAUCAAGAUGAAUACAAGACACAUGAAAUUUUGGAAGCACUCAAAAUUCGAUUUAUAUGCCGUGAACCUGGAUGUGGUGAAGAAGUAUCAGAUCCAGGAAGUAUGUGGCGUCAUUAUCAAGAGUGUCAUAAUGAAACAAACGUCUUCGUUUGUCCAUACACUUCUUGUUCCUCCACUUAUGUGACUAGUGAAAGUCUUGCCGAGCAUAUUGAAACUUGUCAUAGACAACCGCCAACACUUCCCACUGAACCAGAAAUUAUUUGUUUUGUCGAAGGUUCCGAGAAUGCACACGAGGAUGAUAUUAGUCAAUGCAAUGAAGAGGGAUAUUUUGAGACUGAUAUAGACAGACAUUAUCAAAAUGCAGAAACAAUAGUUUCUGGUGGUAUCAACUAUUGUCUUUCUGUAAAGAACGAACAAUCGAAACAAGAACGAAAAAUAACGACAAAAGCUCAACAAAAAGAAGAUUAUAGUCUUGAAGCACAAAAGUUAAAAGACAAAAAUCAUUUGCCUAAUCACUGUAGAAUUUAUGCUAAACUUCCAAAGAAUGAGGAUCUUUUAAUAACAAAAGAGAAUUUCCUCAUGAAAUAUGAAGCGAGAACGUCAAAAUGUAAUGAUAAUUUUCAGAAUCAAGUUAGUGUUGUCUUCGUCAAUGAUGAUGUUACCAUGACGAAAAAUAUGAAUUCAACAAAACAAAUUUCUUCUCCAAGUAAUAAUCAAAUUAUAGAUAUGGAAAAUUUGGAUAGAAUACUUUUCAGUAGUUUGGAUUGUCAAAAUAUGAAAUUGGAAGAUGUAGCAAUUAAUCAAGGUACAAAUUGUUCCGACGAUGAGGAGUACACUCCAAAAAAGCAAAGAAUGUCAAGAUAUAAAAAAGAAACCUAUAGAUGUGAAGUUGAAAGUUGUGAUGCAAGGUUUUAGGUUGUGAAUUAAAGUUAAAAUGUCUUCGUCGAUGUUAUAAAAAUAACCAUUUAUGAGUUAUAUUCAUAAUUCAUUUAUCGGUGAAGUUUAAAAAUUUGCAAAACAAAAUAUUCUUUUCUGCAGUUAAAUUCUGCGUGAAGAAAUAAUUUCAAUGAAAAACUGUAAGACUGAAUUAAAAUCUAAGCACAUAUAAAUAUGUUGAUGAGGAUCAUGAACAUUCGUCUCUGCUGAAAUUGAUUAUCAUCUAAUCAAAGUUCAUAGUAAUGUAUCUAAUCCAAGAAUUACUUGAAAUAGAAUUGUAGUCUUUAGUAUAUUGAAAUUAAGUCAUUUAAAAGUAUAUAGUAGAAUUAAGUGCAAGGGAAGUAAGGUAAAGUAUAAUUCUUUAUAUUAACUAUAUAAUGGAAAAAGAAAAUGAUGUAUGUGAUAAACAUACUCAAUUUCUAAAUAGUUAAUAUACAUAAAUAUUAAAUAUUUCAAAAAUGGUGACUAUAUGAUUAAGAAUUUAGUCAACUACCACAAAAGAAACAUAAAUACUCAGAUACAUUUAAAAACUUUAGAAUUAAACAUAGUCUAGUCAAGAAUUUUCUACUUGUCAUUAAAAUUUAACGAUAGCGCAAAGAGGCAAAAGAACAGUAAGUAAUGCUUUGACUUAAAAGAAUAAUUAUAAAUAAUUAUGUUAAAAAUCUAUUCAGUAUAAAAGAAAAUUGCGAAAAUGUAAAAUGAAAUUUUUAUAGGAUAAAAAUUCUGUUUGUGCCCAAAGAACCAGUAGUAAAUGUCAAGAUUUUUAGUUUCCCUCUCUUGGGGCGGAACUUAUUGAAACUUUAUCUACACUAUUAAUUAAUUUCUUAAUUUUAAAAUCAAAAUUGUUUUUAUUUAGCGCCGGAAUAUUUUAUCCAAAAGAUUUAUUUUAUAUUUUAACAAUUGUCUAGCUAAUUCAGAAUAUACUAUUAGGAAAAUUCCUAAUAGUCUGAAGAUCGUGGAGAGUUAGGAGAAAAACACAUUAUACACACCUUCACUGAAUUUAAAUUCACACAAUUUUAUAUAUAGUCUUCUUAUCAAUAGUCUGAAGAUCGUGGAGAGUAAGGAGAAAAACACAUUAUACACACCUUCACUGAAUUUAAAUUCACCAAAUUUUAUUUAAUUACUAUUUAGAUUGAUUUAGUUAUAAUCAGACAAUUAAAUUAUUUGACUGAAGCAUCGUCCAGACAUCACUGUUUUUUUUUACCUUCUGUUGAGAUUUUAUUUUAAGAAUAUCCGUAUGUACUUAUUAAUUUACUCCAGGAAUAUUGGAUAUAUAAAAUUCAGGUUAAUGCAGGUUACUUUUAGACUAUUUUAUUCAGAAGCGUAAAAAAAUGAAGUUUUUAAAGGAAACAAGAGUUUGAUAAAUAUUCUAAGCUAGGAAGAGAAAAUCGAACUGUAUGUCUAGUAUUCUGAGAAUUAGUAAACUUUCAGCUGAAGAUUUGAGAUGUUAUUACUUUGACGUUGUUUUAGAGUUCUAGGAAGUAAAAUAAAAAGAAUAAUAUUUAAAAAUUGAAGAAAAUAACUUAAAAAUUUUUAUGUAUCUGUAAUUUUACAAGUUUUUAAUUUGUAUUCCGCAUUAUUAAAAUUUACCGUAAUAUUAGAUAUUACUAUUUUAUUAUUAAAACUUUAUAGUAACUAAUCAGGUGUACUAAAAAGAAGUAAAAGAUUUAUUUUAAAAAAUGAAAUCAUUUUUAAAAAACAAUAUUACAAAUAUUUUAAUAUAUUUUUUACUUCUAUCAUAAAUAUAAAUAUUUGCUUAUAAAUAUUAUUGAUGUACUCAAGAAAUAUUUUUACUUUCUUAUCAUGAAAUAGACUAAAGAAAUAGGAGGUCAUAGUCUAUCAAUCAUCAAAUUUACUGGAUUUUUUUUUUUUGGCUAAAAAUUUUAAAAUGAAGUCGACUCUGAAAUGCCGUCCACGAGAAAUAUACUUCUUUUAAUGCAAACUGAUUUACACAACACGAGUGGAAUGUAGGCCUAAAAAAGGCUAAACAUUUGUUCACACAAAAUUAAAAUUUGACCCUCAUUCUUUAUAUACAGAUAAUUUAUUAAUGGUUCAAUAGGCACCAGUGGAUAAUUAUGUUUAGUAAAAUUUAACAAGAGUCAGAAACAUUUAUGAGAAAAAUACUUUUUUUUAAUUCAUAAAGUAGUCAAAGUUACACUUCCUGUUUUUUUGCAUUUUUUCCUCAUAAUAUUCAUUGGAGAGUUGUAGAGAACGAAAUUAUAUUAUUGUAUAAACAAAUUUCGCAGUAUUCAUCCAUAAUGUGAAUUCGAGAGUGUAUAAAAUUUCAUAUUCCAAAAAAUUAAAACUGUUGUAAUGGAAAAUGUAAAAGUGUGUACACGGAGAAAAUUUGUUCCUUACAUUUUACCGAAUUUUUCAAUAAACUUGGGAUA